CGUUUUAGUAUUAAACAAAAUGGAAAAAAGUUCACUAGCCUGUUACUAGGCGCUAGUAAGUUAGUGCUCAAGCAUGCAGUAUUAAUUGUCCUAUAUUGUAUCCACUAGAUGUGUUUACAAAUAUUCUUUUUAUAAUAAUACUUAUUUAUAUCAGUUUCUGGCAACCAAUCAAACUAAUCAAUUAUUACGAAUGCGGAAAAAGUUUCUAGUUCAGCCUUAAAAUGGCAAAAAAUUUAUAAAGAGUUAGACUGAGGAGAAGCGUUUCUUCUUUACUUUGUUUAUUUAUAAAAAUGAUAAAAGACAAUGGCGAAAUAGAGAAAAAUAAUAAAAAGGUUUCGUUUAACGAAGAAAAACAACUCACUAAGAAUGGAGAGAGAACAAUAAGAAAAAAUUUGUUUAAUAUAUGUAAAGCAAUCGGAGCAAGAAUACUAUUUAUUUGCCACUCUAGUUUAAGCAUCUAUUGGACAUCUAAUGUUAAAAAUAGUUAUUACUAUUGGUUUCUAUCUGCAAGCUUACUCUUUUUGAUUAUUGAACUUAUCAUUGUUAUUAAAGUUAAGAAGGGUGAAGAUUGGAAAUGGUUCUGUCCAAGUGUAUUUGUAUAUCUAACAACAAUUAUAUCUUGCGUUUGGAUAUUAGAAUUGGAUAAACUUGAUCAAAAACCUCAGUUAACAAACGCUACUGGGGUUUAUAUUCCUGGUAUUGGUCAGCAGUUUAACACCUCUGAUUGGUAUUUGAUGAUAGAACAGGGACUCAUGCUCAUUCUGAUAGUAGGUAGAUGGCUCUUACCCAAAGGACAUAUGACAAGAGAUGAGCUAUCUCAGCUACUACUUGUUUAUUUCGCCAUUGCGGCGGAUAUUCUCGAUUUUUUCCCCAUCAUUGCAAUAGAUGAACUAAAGAAAGAAAAAAGAAUGAUAUACUCAAUUUUAGCUGCUUGGAGCUGGAGCCUUAUGCAAUUUACAUUCGUCCUAACGAAUCGAGCUACUCUCUCGGGUACAAUAAUCCGAAAAAGAAGUGUAUUAGCUUCAAAGGCUGUAAAACGAUAUCAUGUUUGCUGUGAAACUGAAGUGUGGACUUUAUUGGUCUCAGUUUUAAUGCAAGAUGGUCCAUUCGUAAUUCUUAGACUAGUUACAGUCAUUUACUUUAAAGUCCAAACAUUUACUAUAUUUUUCUUUUUAAGUAAAAAUUUGGUUGUACUUGUACUGCAAUUUUAUAGAAUAGUAGUAUUAUGUUUUGAAAAAUCAUCACAUGUUAGUCCAAAAAUGACUGAAGUUCAACAACAGAAUCAAAUGGAAAGACAGUUUGAACUUUAAUUUAUUUUUACUUUUGUUUAAUAAAAAUUAUUCAAAAAUCUAUUUUUAGCAUAAAUAAAGAUAUAUAUGUUA
Messenger RNA from Dimorphilus gyrociliatus, 1382 nucleotides. Lineage: Eukaryota; Metazoa; Annelida; Polychaeta; Dinophilidae. The record is from the annotation of a GenBank genome assembly.